Molecule: messenger RNA, 5712 nt
Organism: Parnassius apollo (apollo)
Lineage: Eukaryota; Metazoa; Arthropoda; Insecta; Lepidoptera; Papilionidae
Source: the annotation of a GenBank genome assembly
AUGUCAGUUCUCAACAAUUCGUGUACUGAAGCCAUACCCAGUCAAAAUUUAAGUCAAGAAAUUGUUAGGACUGAAGUUCCUGCAAAUAUAACUGACGAAGAAUUUGAAGAAGCUCGAUCUGAAUCCAGCCCUAACUUUAACGACGAGUACCUUUUAAAAAUUAACGAACACACUGAUUUAAUACAAAAAACCCUAGAUGGUAGUAGAAGUGUCACUCGCAUAAACAAGGAAAGUAUUAAAAAGUCUCUGGAAGAAAUUAAGCGCAGCACGCAGCAGUUACACGACCAAGUUAAAAAUAUUUUACGACAGUCAACACUAUCUACCGAAAAUAAAACUACUUCUAUAAUCAGAAAUACGAUUAAAGAAGAAUUUGAAAAGAUUGCGUUAAAGUCUCAGCAGUUCUCCGCUCCGCCGCUGCUAAAACCACUUCAUUCAGAUAUUACCCCGAAGCCAAUUCCAAGUUACGCCACAGUUGUUAAGACUACAAAAGUUAUUGAGAAACCCCCAAUUCCGAUUACCAAACCAUCUUUAAUAAUUACUUCCAAAAAAACCAGUAUCCUCGUCACAAGAGACCAUCCACGCGUGGAGGAAAAAGUGUUCACUUCAAAGAGCUUACCUUCACUCCUGCUGAGAGGAUACGCAGCGACUAACGAAUUGUUUAAGUAUGUGACGGAUAAUCAGAUUGACAUAGUGUUUGUUAACGAGCCUUAUGUUGGAAGUGGCACCUAUAUGAGACGUUGCCCCGGCUACCAUAUUCAUCAGUUUUCAACUAAACAUCAUGUCAAAGCAUGCAUACUCAUCAAACAAAAUAUCGGGAGUUCGUUGGGCAUCUCAGAAGACUCCACUUCCAACAUUUGUAUAGUACAAAUAACUACAAACGGCAAAAAAAUAUUUCUUAUCAGUGUAUACGUUGAACCAAAUACUGAUGAAAGUAACACAAUUAAUACAUUAGAGCUCUUUCUACAAAAGACAAAAAAUUACAGCCAUAUCAUUUGUGGUGACUUCAAUGGCUGGCACCCUUUAUGGAACUCAUCCAGGGCAAAUCGGCGAGGAAAUAUUAUAGCAGACUUAUUAACCACUAACGAUCUUAACCUUUGUAAUUCUGGAAAUGUACCAACAUUUGAGACUGUUACUCACAACAUCCAUCGAGAAUCCAUAAUUGACCUUACUUUAACCUCCAAUCUGUCAUCAAAUCGAAUCAGUAACUGGAAAGUUGAUAUAGAAGUCUGCCCAUCCUCCGGUCAUAACGCAAUAACUUUUGAAUUAUUGAUAAAUAAAAACAGUAUACCCAAGCCAAAGAAACUAUCCACGUUCAAAUAUCAUACCCAAAAUGUAAAGUGGGAACAAGUCCACACAACUUUCAAAGAAGAAGUUGAAAAAAAUAUAGAUUUAAAUGUAAACAUAGAACAAUUCAAUAGUUUUGAACUAGAACAAUUCAUAGGCAAUUUAACAUCAGCUAUACAAAAAUCUUGUGAUUAUCUGUUUCCACAAAAAGGAGGAGCACGCAAUAGAGCAAUAUGGUGGAAUGACGAGCUAGAGCAGCUGAAACAAAAAGUUAUCAAGAAUCAUCAUAGGAUCCAGCAAUUGAAACGACGGAAAAAAUCAUUAACCGAAGUGAUAGAAGAAAAGACAAAACUAAAGACAGAAUAUGCGCAGGCAAUCAAAACUGUAUCAACCAACCAUUUCAGAGAGUUUUGCAAUAAACAGGGGAAGGAAGAUGUUUGGAGUGUCACUAAUAGGCUUCUUAAAACUACACCUCUAACUCAACCACCAACGACACUAAAAACGAAAGCAGGCAACUACACCUCAACCACCAAGGAUACCGCAGAAACAUUGUUAAACGAGUAUUUUCCUGAAGACGAACCUGACAUAAGCUCUAGACACAUGGAAAUACGCAACAUAGAGCUUGAAUCACCUUCCAAACCUAUGGAGCUACUUCAUCCUUCAAAACGGAAAACGAUAGAAUUUACUGAAGCAAUAUGUCAGCAAGAAGUAGAGCUACAUCAAACAUCGUCUUCAACCUGUAUCUUCACAGAUGGAAGCAAAAAUGAAAAUGGAGUAGGGGCAGCUUAUGUUGUGUUAUCUCAUGAAGGUCAAAAAUUAAUAAGGAAAUACAAGUUACAUAACACGUGCUCAAUUUUUCAAGCUGAAAAAUAUGCUAUUCAAAAAGCAAUACACUGGAUACUCAGCAGUAAACUACAUAAAUUCACAAUUUUUUCCGACAGUAAAUCAAGCUUACAAGAAAUCCAAAACCCAGAGAGUACAAACCCAUUAACCGUAGAAAUUCACCGUAAUAUAAUCAAAGCUCAAGCACUAAAUAAAACUAUUAAGUUUGUUUGGAUUAAAGCGCAUAAUGGAGUUCUUGAAAUGGCGGACAAACCAAAGAAAACAGCAACUGGCAGUACAGAUAAACCACCUUCAAUCAAAAGGAAAACUGUGACAAAAGCCAUAAAGGGCUCCGGCCAAGUUCAUACCGAUAUAGACACAAAGACAGCAGAGUUACCAACUCAGGAAACACAGGGUGAAAAGGUUUUGAACCUCUUGGAAAUAGAGGAAGCCGAAAAACUGCACCACCAGACAGGGUGGAGUGCAGAAAAGGAUGAACAGGGACCGCAGACCUCAGACUUGCUUCACUCUUCACCAAAUCUCGACGAGGCAACAUCAUCAUCUCCUGUGUUAUCAAGGACUGGUGCAAGCCUCUUACGAAUACGCACACAGAUUAAACAGGCGAGGGCUGCAGAAGCCAAAGAAGCCCUAAAAACGUUGUCGGAGACUGAAGACACCGCAGAGUCGGAUAUUGACAGUGGAGACACUAACACGUCCCUCAAUACUUCCACGAGGUCAAUUGGAGGAAACCGGAUGCUCCUUAAUGAUUUGCCCAGACAUGCCAAUGAAGUGCUGCAAAGAACGAAGGCAGAGCUGGAAAAAUCUGGAAAUCUAAAGAGGGAAAUCCGGGAAAGUGUCGUCUCGGGGAUGUAUACAUUAUAUGAAAUGGUCCUCAAAUUGUCUGAUUCGAGAAUUUUACACAUUCUUGAAUCCAGCAAACAAAAACUAAAUGUCUCACGUGAAUCAGAAAGGCUCACACAAAGGCAUGCAAGGUUCAUGCACGAGACUUUAGGACAAUAUGCUAACUUAAAAGAGAACGUAGAAAAGCUUUUGAAAGAAACAGAAUCUACCCGAUCAAUUGUCUCGUAUGACCUUUGUGAGGCGGUAACGGCAACAAAGAAAGAAAUCGUCAAUGUACGUAAAGAAAUCACCCUAGGUUCAUCCAUCUCGAGUCAGAUGCAAUUCUUGAUGGAGGAACUAAAGCAACUUCGGGCGAACACCGACACCCUUAAGAACCCUACUCGUCAAGAAAUUGACUUAUCUCGCUUCGCCGAAGAGCUGCAGGAACUCCGUCAGGCGGUUAGAGAACUCACCAAAGAUAGGGUAAUCCCGCAGACACAAAGUAGUGAACACAGCCCAGAGAUACCAAACCAAGAGAUGUUAUCGGAAAAACAUCACAAAAAAUUUAUCGAGGAACUUCAGGAUCAUAUCUCAGAAAUCAAAGCACAAAUAACAGCAGAGGUAGCAGAAUUAAGGCACGAAAUCCUGAAGAUAACGAGAGAUAUCAAAGGAAUAACUGAUGCCUCAUUCAAUUCUCAGCUACCCUCAGUCCAGGCAAACCUGGAAGAACUGAGAAGAGAGACGAGAGAACUGCGAGACACCACGGUGGAUUCAGCAGCUCCAAUUAGAGUUGCAAUAGAGAGCCUCAGAAAAGAGCUAAAGAACCAACCAGGUGUAAAUGAAGCAGACUUCACUGGUAACAACUCUCAACUAAAAGGGGAUGAUAUAAACGAUUACGAGAAAAGAGAUCAAGCAACAGUAUUCAAGCAUAAAAGCUUCACACGUACAUUCUCAGAGGUGGUGAUGAAGCCGCAUUAUCCGGAAGUUAUCGACGUUUGGCGCAAAAGUAUAAGCUUCCGUGCCACCAGAUAUGCACCUGCUCGCGUUCAAACAGUGUCACACAAUAAAUUAAGGGUCGAGUUCGAUAACGAACAGCAGCGUGACGAAACUCUAACACGUUUAUUGAACUCAAAGGUAGUUACAGCUGAACCUGCACGAAAACUUAGACCCAUGAUAAUCCUCAAGGGAAUUUCUGUUGACACUCCAACCGAAGAAUUAGUGGAUAUUAUUAAAAUGCAAAAUGCUGAACUAUCUGAUACCAUUACAGAACAGGAUGACUUAAAAUUUUGCUUCAAACGCAGUAACAGAAACCCUCACCUAUACAAUGCAGUUUUUCGGGCUCAACCCACAGUUUGGAGAAAAAUCAUCAGCAUGUGUAAAUUAUCCAUCGAUCAUCAGCGUAUACACGUUGAGGAAUUUUCACCAUUUAUGCAAUGUCAUAAAUGUUACCAGUUUGGACACACAAAGAACAAAUGUACUUCGGAAAACACUGCAUGCGGUCAUUGUGCCGCAACCACACAUAAUUCUGAAAACUGUCCUAAAAGAGACAAUCCGGACUGCGCUCAGUGUAUCAACUGUGUCGCACAUAACACCAAAUUUAGCACAAAACUUGAUACCAAACAUAAGGCUACAUCCACUUAUUGCCCCAGACUGCGAGCCAUGAAAGAAAGAAUCAUAAACCGAAUUGACUAUGGAUCAACCGGCCAUUUCCAAAUUGCACUGGUGUCAGAGCCCUAUGUGGGAUCUGGCAAUAUUGUUAAACCCAUCCCUGGUAUCAACAUAUUUCAGUUCCCCAAUGGCCAUACUCCUACUUUUGAGACAGUUUCAUAUGGACAAGUGCGUAGUUCUUAUAUUGAUCUUACCCUUGCCUCUAGCUCUAUUUAUGACCGGAUUGGGGACUGGAAAGUUGAUCCUUUAAUCUGUCCAUCUUCUGAACACAGGGCAGUAAUAUUUUCAGUCGCAACUCGUGGUGAAAGAAGAAAAACCAACAAAACAACCAGUACGUUUAGAUACAAUACGAAUAACAUAAAAUGGGAGGAACUAAGACCUUUCUUUGAAACUAAAAUUAUGGAAUAUGUACCCCAAAAUGUUACAGUUGAACAGAUGCAGGCAAAUGAACUGGAAGAUUACAUAAUUUCAGUUACAUCGGCAAUUCAAAGAACAUGUGAUGAGCUGCUCCCAAGGUCAACUGGUCGAAAAUACCGCUGCCCUUGGUGGACAGACGAACUUGAAAGUCUCAAAAAACAAGUAAUACGCAACCAUCAUAACAUACAAAAACUUCGCCGACAAAAUAAACCACUUAAGGACGCCCUUUUGGAAAAAGAACGCUUAAAAACUGCUUAUUCAAAAACCUUUAGAGAAACUUCCACGCGAAAUUUCAGAGACUUUUGUGAAAAGCAAGGGAAGGAGGAUGUGUGGUCCGUUACAAAUAGAAUAAUCAAAUCAAACCCACCUCCGCUGCCACCAGCCACACUAAAGAAAUGCGAUGGUACAUACACCAACUCUAGCCUCGAAACCGCCCAAGCUCUUCUUAAUAAGUUUUUUCCCGAUGAUGACAUAAAUGAUACACCACUUCAAGAAGAAGCUCGGAAAAUUGCAAUUACCGUACCUAAUACUCAAGAUGAACCCCCUUUUACCUAUGAAGAAAUUCGCAUCUUUGCUGGAUUAAAGGUCACAUCGGAAUCUCAGGCAAUGAAGAAGCGGAUGCAGCUGCCAAAAGCGCGGCAACCUCCCACCGAUCUUAUGAAUUUCUCAAAUUCCCAAUAA